Messenger RNA from Pimephales promelas (fathead minnow), 6444 nucleotides. RefSeq names its product lymphocyte antigen 75 (gene ly75). NCBI's taxonomy places the organism in Eukaryota, Metazoa, Chordata, Actinopteri, Cypriniformes, Leuciscidae. The record is from RefSeq and is a predicted model, not a curated record.
CGGCCCCCGUUUGGAUAGCAAUAAACAGAAACAGAAAAUGUUUCAGGAGAGUCGAGGCAAUAUAAUCAAGGGGGAUUUUCUGCCGCUUAAAGCGUGAGAGAACUAACCGGCCUUUACAGGCAUAUAGUCUAGGGAAACGUAUGACUGCAGCAGUCAGGAGGGGUUGUUUACAUUUCUCAUCAUGGAUUGGAGCACACAGAAGUUGUUUUACACUAUUAUAUUCCUACUUUUAGGAGAAAGCGUAGCUCCAAGUUACGCAUCAGGUGUAAACAGCGGAGAUGACACGUUUACUAUCCAGCACAAUGGGAAUGGGAAAUGCCUCCUGGUCCAGAAUGAAGCCUUGAUGUUGGGAGAUUGUUCGUUAGUCCCAGCCGUGUCGUGGAAGUGGGGUUCGGCCCACAGGCUGUUCCACGUGGAAUCGUCUAAGUGUCUGGGCCUGGAAGUGCGCUCCAAAACGGUGACCCUGUCCAGCUGCGACUCCACGGAGAUUCUGCGGUGGAAGUGCUAUGAGGACGUCAUCUACACAGAAUACCAAAUGAAACUCAGCGCCGGGCCUAACAACUCCGUAACUGCCAAGAGGGAUGGACAGGACACUUGGAAAAGAGGAGGGAGCUCGGAUAACAUCUGUCAGUGGGCGUAUCAAAGAAUGCACACAAGCGGGGGGAAUUCUAACGGGGCACCCUGUGAGUUCCCCUUUCUCUACAAUGGGACCUGGCACCACAGCUGCCUGCCUGGCACUGGCGACAGAACGCUGGACUGGUGCUCUACUACAGCAAACUAUGAUCUAGAGAAAAAGUGGGGAACUUGUCUGAAAUACGUGGAAGGAUGUUCCACUUUAUGGGAAGAAGGCCCAGUGAAAGGGCGCUGCUAUCAGGUGGUGUCCACAGCGGUGGUGUCCUGGCACGAGGCACGGGAUGCCUGUCGGAGUCAAGAUGGUGAUCUGCUUAGUGUGUCUAGCCCUGAAGAGCUUGAGUUCUUUAAAGAUCGGAAAGACUUGCCAAGCAAGCUGUGGAUUGGCUUAAACCAUCUGGACUGGAUGCAGGGUUGGCAGUGGUCCGAUGGAUCAGCUUUUUCUUUUGCCCCUUGGGAAACAGGCAUCCCAAUAAGAUCACUUUUGUCGGAUGAGGACUGUGGGGUUCUGAAGGAGCCGCUGACUUUUGGCGCAGAGACGUGUGAAAAUCGGCUUCCAUUCAUCUGCAUGAAGAAUCACAAAGACAAUGCGACUACAGCAGUCAGGGAGGUCUAUAAGCCCACGUUGUGUAAAGAUGGUUGGAUCGGGUGGAAAGGAUUCUGUUAUAAACUCCACAGUGCAACGGAGUCAAGACUGUCCCAGCAUGAAGCUCAGGGCGUGUGUAAGAUGGAGAGAUCUCAGCUUGCCAGCAUUCAGAGUUUAGAAGAAAUAGAAAUGCUACACACAUACUUUCACGCAGAUCUGAAGACCGAUGUAUGGAUUGGUCUUUUGGGUAAUGGAAGCACCUCAGUCUUCGAAUGGGUCGAUGAAGUACCAGUGUCUUUCACAUACUGGGCCAGAGCUCAACCUCCACCACUUCUACCAAAUACCAUCAACUGCGUGUACUAUGCUGGAGAGCAUCACACAUGGUCUGUGUCUGACUGUAAAAAGUCAAAAGCUUACAUGUGUAAGUUAAAGGGAGAUGUGAAUGCGAGCGCCCCAGAGGAAGGCUGCCCUCCAGACGGGAACUGGAAGAGACAUAGCAAUGCUUGCUAUAAAGUAGACACUGAGCCUAUGUUCUUCAAAAACAGCUGCCACAUCACCAUUAAUAACAGGUUUGAACAGGCCUUCAUUAACAGUCUUCUGAAAGAGCAUAUCAGCUCUGGGGUUUUGAAUUUCUGGACGGGCCUUCAGGACACUAAAGGGUCCAGGGAGUACCAGUGGAUCAGUCAGGAUGGGAGAGCAGAUCAGGUCACCUACACCAAUUGGAAAUGGCUAGAACCAGCUUUCGCCGGUGGCUGUGUAGUGAUGUCUACUGGGAAUCCUUUGGGCCAGUGGGCUGUCAAAAACUGCACUUCUUUCAAAGCUGGUAAUAUCUGUAAGAAACCCAUACAAUCCAUGCCAAUCCAACCCACCCCAGAUCCAAUUGUGCCCAACCCCAAUGCUUCCUGCGCGCCAGGAUGGGUCUCAAGGGAAGGCCUAAACUACUGUUACAAGGUGUUUCACGAAGAGCGUUUGAGCCGGAAGCGCUCGUGGGAAGAGGCGGAGCGUUUCUGUGAGGCGCUAGGAGGUCAUCUGCCCAGCUUUGCUGAGCCGAAAGAUAUGCAAGCGUUACAUUUCAUCCUGAGAGACUCUAUCAGUGAUAAUCGUUUUUUUUGGGUGGGACUAAAUCGUCGAAAUCCAAAUAACAACAACUGGGAGUGGAGUGAUGGGCGUCCGGUCUCCAUGAUGAUCUUUCCUGAGGAGUUCAACGAAGAUGAUGCCUAUAACAGGGAAUGUGUUGCCUUUAAGUCUUCGAAAGGAACCUACAAGCCGUUUCUCCUCCUCCUGUAUUAUAAUAUUCUUCCACGGUCUUUUUAUCCCAGCACCUUUCACUGUGACGCCAAACUGGAAUGGGUGUGUCAGAUUCCACGAGGUCAAACACCUAAAACUCCAGAGUGGUACAACCCAGAUGGGCACCAUAACACAUCAGUGUUUAUAGACGGCCAGGAGUUCUGGUUUGUAACAGAGCCACAGCUGUCGUUUGAUGAGGCCGUUUUGUACUGCAGCAGCAACAACAGCAAACUCGCCACACCCACCAGCUUUUCUGCUCUCCGCCUCCUUCAGGAACAACUUUUUCAGCAUGCAGGAAAAGAGUUUUUUAGGUGGUGGGCAGACCUGCGUUAUCCUGGUCCUCAUCUUCCCUUCAUCCCCUUUCAUCCAGCGUUCCUGGGCAGAUGUCCUUCUCUCACUCCCAUGUCUCUUGAACCCGGUUAUACCAGAAGCUGUAAUGAAAGACAGCCGUUUGUGUGCGAGACCCUAAAUGUGACUUCUGCGGAGAAAGGAAGCCCAGAACCGCACCCACUCGGCACCCCAUGUGGGGGAAACUCCCAGCACUUCAAAGACAAGUGCUACUUUAUUUUGUAUGAGUCUUAUUUCCAUAACUUCAAAGAUGCCAAUGAGUUCUGUAAAAGACUGCAAGGCUCGAUGCUCACUAUAUCUGACCAAGUUGAACAGGACUUCAUCACUACAAUGUUACCGCAGUUACUUGGGCAACCUCAGAAGGUCUGGAUUGGUCUGAAGUUCAACCUGCAUGACACUCAGUGGGUGGAUAACUCGCCAGUUGAAUAUCUGAACUUCAAUCCUCUCCUGCAUGGCCAGUUACGACCCAUAUUCAUCAAUACGUUUGAACAAGACUCCCUGGAGCUCUGUGCCUACAUGUACAAUGAUGAUCAUUCAGACAUGAUGGGCACCUGGGACUACACCUCCUGCUCUGACCGGCUGAAUCUCAGCAUCUGCCAGCAUUAUGCAGAUAAACCGGAGGAACCUAAGCCUGAGGAUAACUUCACCGUUCAUAAUCAUACAUUUAAGGUGGUACAGCAGGACAAUUUAACAUGGUCAGAGGCUCUUCUGGUGUGCCGGAACAACGAUAUGGACUUGGCCAGCAUACCGAAUGCAUAUGUCCAAGCAGUGCUUACAGUGCAAGUUUCUCGAAGAGGACAGCCACUCUGGAUUGGACUCUUAAGUGAAGAUGAAGGGGAGCACUACCACUGGACAGACCACAGCCACACUGAGUUCAACCGCUGGUCCUCUGAAGCCACUAAAGGGGCCUGUGUGUAUCUGGACACUGAUGGUUUCUGGAAGGCCACUGAAUGUGAAGAAGAGCUUUCAGGAGUGAUCUGCCACAUCCCACACAAUAAGACCGUCACUCCUGAAGUGCAUUCUGUCACAUGUCCCCACAAAAGCAAUGGACAGAGCUGGAUAAGCUUUAAGAACAACUGCUACACGUUACUGCUGGGGUCCUCAAGGUGGGGCAACAACAACAUCAGUGAACAGCAGAUCUGCAAGACUCUUGCUGGGUAUGGAGAAAUCCUGACCAUUCGUGAUGAGGCCGAGAAUGAUUUUAUCAGGAUGCAAUUGCAGCCGUUCAGAAACUUGGUUUCGUUUGUGUGGCUGGGAAUAAACCAAAACAAGACCGAUGAGCAGCUGAAAUGGCUUGAUGGAAGCAAUGUGCAGUUCUCCAACUGGAAAUAUGGUGAAAGACCAAACAUCACAGAACCCUCAAUGGCUGGCCUCAACGUGAUUGGAGAGUGGGAAAUAAUAACCAACCAACAUCUUUUCAAUGCCUUCAAACAGCAAAGUAUUGUGGUGUGCAAGAUUGAAAAUGAUCCCAAAGAUGAAUUCAUGAAGGGUGUGGUUGAGGUUAAUACUCCAGAUGGUAUAAGUUACCGUCGAGUGGCCAAGAAAAUGGACUGGUAUCAGGCACUGCAAGAGUGUGGCAGCAAUGGAGGCCAUCUUGCCAGCAUUGGUGACAAAACGACUAACGACAACAUGGCUCUGAUCGCCAAAAGGGACGGCUUUUCACUGUGGAUUGGCCUCUCCAAACAAGAUGUAAGCGGAUGGCCCUUUGAGUGGUCAGAUGGGACCGCGGUAAAAUUCCAGCCUGAUGGAUUUGUAGCUGAUGGCCAUGAAUCAGAGGAAAAGUGUGUGUUUGUUGACUCCAAAGGCACCUGGUCAUCUGUCAACUGCCAUGCAGCCCAAGAAGGGGCCAUCUGCUACAACAGCAUCAAUGAAAGAACUAGUGCACAUCUCCUGUCUCAGUCCAGCAGUAGUUGUCCUAAGAGUGAUAGUCAGACCUCUUGGGUCCUCUUUAAAGAUUACUGUUAUGCUUUCAACACGUACAACUACUCAGUCUUUACCAUGGAGGAUGCCAAGAACGUGUGUCAGAAUCUGGAUUCUUCGUCCAAGCUGUUAACCAUCAAGAGUAAAGAGGAGAAUGAUUUUGUCUCCAACUAUAUGAUUAACAACCCUUCCAUCACCAGCAGAGUGUGGCUGGCGCUCAACUUUGACUCCAAAGGUAAGCCCAGUGGCUGGCAGGACGGCAGUGAACUGGACUUCUCCAGCUGGGAUGAAAAAUUAGGGCCGCAAUUAUCACAGGACACAUCGGAGAUCUGCGCAGUCAUGGUCUCCAGCAAAGGCAUCUGGACCCGAGCCAACUGCUUGUACAGUCGCAGCCGGCUCGUCUGCAAAGCACCUGCCUAUCCAGGUAGCCCUGUGGCUUUGAUCUUCUUCAUCAUUGUACUCCUCUGCAUCAUCGUCGCUGGCGUCUUCCUCCUAUACCAGAAAAACAAGCAUCGCUUCCAUUCGACUGUCCGUUACCAGCGCAACUUUGAUGACGCGGACAGUACGAGUAUAAUUAAUAAUGCAGAAUAAUGCCUCAAGUGAACGAUGUCAAAUUAAACGGUAGCUACGAUGUGCCUUUUACUACAAACACUCUAUGCCAUCAACAGGAACACCCGCUUCAGUGGUUCAAACUAAGGUUAUUUAUUAUCCACCUCACAGCAUGGCUUAAACGGAUGACUCGACAGUUUUUGUAAAGGAAAACAGGAGUGGUAAUGUUUGAGGUUUUAAUGUUUAAAUUAAAAUGUCUGGGUAUAUUUUAAUAGGAGGACUGCUGGUACUUUCUGUACUAUAAAAAUUUGAUUGUGUUACUUUGGCUUUUCUUGAAAUUAAGUCAUCAAAAUCAGGGUUUUUCACUCCUCUUGAGCUGCACUGAAUAUUAACUUGCUCUUAGAGCUGGGAAGAUUUUAAGAUUUGUACAUUUUGGAAGAUUUUCCUCUUUUCUUUUUGAAGAUGUUAUUUUAUCUGAGCGUCAAGGAUCCCAAACCUAGUUAUCGUUUUUCCUUUUUUUUUUUUCUAAUUUGAUUUCUGAAAGCCACUCUUUAAAAUUGAUAGAUUUAUUAGUCAUCACUCAAUAGAACAUUCCUAUCAAACUUGCCAUAACAGUGUUUUGUUUUCCAACGAUGAUUACCAUGUACUUCUCCUUGUAUAAUAGCUUGGUUUCUGUACAACAGCUUAUAGUAACGCAGUGCACUGAGUGCAGUGCAAGAUGCUAAUGAUACAAUUACAUUCAGAGAUUAUAUCUAUGCACUCUUUUGCUUAAUUCACUCAAACUACUGAAAUCUGAUGCACUUUAAUGAGCUUUUUGAAUCGAACUAUUAGUAAAGGAAGUAGUACAUGCUUUGUAAAUAUUUUAUUAUAUUUUUGUUGUUGCUGUUGAUUGUUUGUUUGGGUUUUUUCUUUCUUUCUUUACUCCAAACUACACCAAAGAUGAUUGGGAAUUGAUGGUAAUAUAUUGCAAACCCAAACGUGUUGACUAAAGCUGCUUUUGUAAAAAGAUUUUUUAAGAGAAUCUUUUGUGAUCCUUGUCUUUUGAUUUGAAUACAUAUCAACUUUCCUCUGUUUUGACCACAGCAGAAGAUGCUCAAUAAAACUAUGUACGUCUUCUAAUAGUA